UGAUGGAAGUAAAGAAGUUUACGAAGGUAGUUGUGGGUAGUCUUCCAUGGCAAUGCAAAGGGUUUUGGAGUCAGAAGUGGUGAGAAUUGUGGAGAAAUGCAGAACUCUUAAUCAUGCGAAACAAGUUCACGCCCAUAUUUACAACAACAACCUCCACCAAUGUUCCUACGUAAUCACCAAGCUCUUACGCCUCGUCACCUCGUUCACCCAUGUGCCGCUCCACUCCUACCCUCGCCUUAUCUUCGCACAGGUCCACACCCCAAACCCCUUUCUCUGGACCGCUCUCAUUCGCGCCUACGCCGUCCGAGGACCCCUCUCCCAAGCCCUUAGCCUCUUCUGUUCCAUGCGCGAACGACGCAUCACUCCCCUCUCGUUUACCUUCGUCGCUCUCUUUUCCGCUUCCGGUGCCGCUCGCCACAUAGGUUUGGGAGCGCAGCUCCACACCCAGACACUUUUGGUUGGUGGGUUCGAUUCUGAUAUGUACGUCCACAACGCCAUGAUUGACAUGUAUGUGAAAUGUGGGUUUACGCUAUACGCGCGCAAGGUGUUCGAUGAAAUGCCUGAACGGGAUGUCGUUUCUUGGACCGGACUAAUUGUUGCUUACGCGAGGAGGGGCGAUAUGAAGGCGGCGCAGGACUUGUUUGAUGGGUUGCCUAUGAAGGAUAUGGUUGCUUGGACUGCGAUGGUUACUGGGUAUGCGCAGAAUGCCUUACCUGAAAAUGCGGUGGAGGUUUUCCGGCGGUUGGUAGAUGAGGGUGUCGAAAUUGAUGAAGUUACCUUGGUUGGUGUAAUAUCUGCUUGUGCUCAAUUGGGUGCGUCUAUUUAUGCUAAGUGGAUAAGGAACAUUGCUGAGAAUUCUGGAUUUGGAGAUGGAAGUAGUGUCCUUGUGGGGUCAGCCUUGAUAGACAUGUACUCAAAAUGUGGUAAUGUGAAGGAGGCAUAUAAUAUCUUUAAAGGAAUGAGGGUGAGAAAUGUGUUUUCUUACAGUUCUAUGAUUGUGGGGUUUGCUAUACAUGGUCAAGUUCAUGCAGCGAUUAAGUUGUUUUAUGAUAUGUUGGAGACUGAUGUGAAACCAAACUGUGUUACUUUUGUAGGGGUGCUUACUGCGUGCAGUCAUGCUGGCUUGGUAGACCUAGGACAGCAGCUCUUUGCUACUAUGGAAAAGUAUUAUGGUGUUGCUCCAACCCCACAGCUUUAUGCUUGCAUGGCGGAUCUUCUUGGUCGAGCUGGAUACUUGGAAAAGGUAAUACGGCUUGUUGAGACAAUGUCUAUGAAGCCUGAUGGAGCUGUGUGGGGGGCGCUUCUUGGAGCAUCAUACGUUCAUGGGAAUCCUGAUGUUGCGGAAAUUGCUUUCAAGCAUUUAUUUGAGCUUGAACCUGCUAACAUGGGGAAUUAUUUGUUGCUUUCUAAUACCUAUGCAUCUGUUGGAAGAUGGGAUGAUGUGUCUAGGGUCAGGAAAUGGAUCAGAGAGAAAAAUUUGAAAAAAGAUCCAGGAUGGAGCUGGGUUGAAGCAAAAAAUGGAAUGAUUCACAAGUUCGCUGCUGGUGACGUGAAACAUCCACAGAUUAACGAGAUAAAGAAGGAAUUAAAUGAACUUUUGGAACGACUAAAGGGUAUUGGAUAUCAGCCAAACCUAAGUUCGGUGCUGUAUGAUGUUAAUGAUAAUGAAAAAAGGAUGUUACUAAUGUCUCACAGCGAAAAACUAGCGUUGGCAUUUGGAUUGCUGAGUACUGAUGCCGGUUCCACCAUAAAAAUUAUGAAGAACCUUAGGAUAUGUAAGGAUUGUCAUAUUGUAAUGUGUGGAGUAUCAAGACUUACUGGAAGAAAAAUUGUUGUGAGGGAUAACACGAGAUUCCACCACUUCUUUAAUGGGGCCUGCUCUUGUAGAAAUUUUUGGUGAUAGAGGCUAGUGCCAUAUACGGGUGAAUACUGACGCAUCGGUGUUGGAAGGAUAACAUAGUGACCUUUUCUCAUUUUUGGUAAACUAGAGGCGUCUAUAGAGUUGUUUUGUGCCUGCCUAGACUAAUCUAUUAUAAAAGGAGAUUGAAAGUUUAGAUAAAUUGCUCACCUGUUCAUUUUACAGGUUGAAUUCAUCAUUGAGGAGUGUUAGAAAUGUAAAGGGAAGGCAGGUGAUUCAGGUGAAGGUUGUUGGUAAACAAACAUUUACCUCGGGGAAUGCAAAAGUUUGUACAUAUACAUGAUCAAUGCAGUUAUGUACCAACACUUAAAGUUAAAUUGUAAAUUAAUUCUAGAGGGUUUGAUUGAUUCCUCUCAUAAUCUUCUAUCUAUAAGAAUAAAUUGAUAUAGGAGUACAUGAUAAUUAAGGUAAUCCUAGACACAAUAUAAUCAUGAUAAAUAGAGUAAUCCUAAACAUACUAUAAUUAUGAUAAAUAGGGUAACUCUACAUACAAUAUAAUCUUAAUAAAUAGGGUAACUCUUGACACAAUAUAAUAAUGAUAGAUGUGCUUGCUUAAAUUCUAUACAAGCAUACAAUGACAUAAACCGAGAUGUGAGUUUGUUGUUGUUAUGGCCUUUAUCAGGAACUCGUGAUUGUCUUAAAUUAUCUGGUUGCUUUGGCAUUAUUCAUUUUUUUACCGUGACAGGUAAUAGGAGAGGCUAGCCAUUUAUCAGGUUAUUCUUUCUCUACCCAAAACAACAUUAUCCAUCCUUCUGCAGAGCUUGGGGCAAAAACAACUGUUGGACCACAUUGUAUGUUGGGGGAAGGUUCACAAAUGGGUGACAAAUGCAGUGUGAAGCGGUCUGUCAUUGGCCUUCAUUGUUGGAUAGGUGCCAAUGUUAAGGUUGUUAAUUCAGUAGUUAUGAAUCAUGUUUCUAUUGGAGACUGUUGUUCAAUCCAAGGUUCUGUUAUCUGUAGCAAUGUACAGCUCCAAGAACGUGCAGUAGUAAAAGAUUGUCAACUUAUUUGUUUCUCCUUUUUUCUGACCAUUUUUUCAUGCAAUUUGAAUCGGAAUGUGACAUUGCUUGUCUUGGCAGGUUGGAGCAGGUUAUGUGGUCACUGCUGGUAGUGAGUGCAAGGGAGAGGUCUUAGCUAAGAAAUUAAACUGAGAUGUGAGAAUCCUGGCUGGGAAAUUCAUACCAAAGUGAUGAGAGGUGUGCGAGUGUUUCCAGAUACUAAAUGGUCUCUAGAGAAUUACGAGUCUCAUUGAAGUCAUUACUUCUAUUUUUUUGCUUGUAAGUGGUUUUGCCAGACGCAAUGGGUCUGGUGGAUUUGUAUUCUCGUUUUGUUUAGUGUUAACAUCAGAGGUUCUCAUUAAUAAAUUUCUAUACCAUUCAUUCGCUUU
Molecule: messenger RNA, 3302 nt
Organism: Vigna angularis (adzuki bean)
Lineage: Eukaryota; Viridiplantae; Streptophyta; Magnoliopsida; Fabales; Fabaceae
Product: pentatricopeptide repeat-containing protein At5g44230
Exons: 3
Coding region: 47-1900 (617 amino acids)
Biological process (GO): RNA modification
Molecular function (GO): protein binding; RNA binding; zinc ion binding
Source: RefSeq, a predicted model, not a curated record